Messenger RNA from Syngnathus acus (greater pipefish), 691 nucleotides. It is a transcript of the gene tmem170a, whose product is annotated as transmembrane protein 170A. Gene Ontology annotation, cellular component: endoplasmic reticulum membrane. Gene Ontology annotation, biological process: endoplasmic reticulum tubular network organization. The record is from RefSeq and is a predicted model, not a curated record. NCBI's taxonomy places the organism in Eukaryota, Metazoa, Chordata, Actinopteri, Syngnathiformes, Syngnathidae. The transcript is spliced from 3 exons. Bases 117 to 530 code for a protein of 137 amino acids.
GAAGCCGGUGACAACGAAGAAGUAGUUAAAGAGGAAGAGAAAAACAACAAAAAGCAAAAGCUGGAUAGUAGCUUUUACCAUUUCUGUCUUCCAACCGUCGAAGAUUAUCGGGAAAUAUGGACCAGUAUGGCGAAAAUGAUAUAAUACAACAAUUACUUGGAAUGAAUUUAGUACCAAGAAAAAAUGCCACUCAUCGAUACAACGACACAUCUCUCGCUGAUUUCUCCGAAAUGUGGUAUGGAGUUUUUCUCUGGGCAGGAGUCUCCUCUCUGAUCUUCCACCUGCCUGCAUCUCUGCUAUCAUUUGUUGCACUUCGGCAGCACAAAAUGGCCCGAUUGAUGCCCAUUGCCAUCCUCUUAAUGGGCAUCCUUGGUCCUGUGGGUGGAGGAGUCCUCACAAGUGCAGCCAUCGCGGGUGUUUACAAGGCAGCGGGAAAGAGGAUGAUCUCUCUGGAGGCUUUAGUUUUCGGUGUGGGACAGUCCUUUUUGAUUGUUAUUAUUUCCUUCCUUCGAGUUCUUGCCACCCUUUAGCAAGCACUGAGAAGGCUGGCCUGGCCUUAUUACUUGUUGGAACUUGCUGUGGAUUGGACAAAUUGAGACGUGUUCGGCCUUGGAUGUGUCUUCAUUACCUGCUGACCGAGCAGGCCGAGAAUGAAUUCCUCUUGGCUAAAACAAGGAAAAGCAAAUUCAAG